This is a messenger RNA of Chrysemys picta bellii (western painted turtle), 7746 nucleotides long. RefSeq names its product amine oxidase [copper-containing] 3-like. Lineage: Eukaryota; Metazoa; Chordata; Testudines; Emydidae. Gene Ontology annotation, biological process: amine metabolic process. Gene Ontology annotation, molecular function: primary methylamine oxidase activity; copper ion binding; quinone binding. Gene Ontology annotation, cellular component: plasma membrane. The record is from RefSeq and is a predicted model, not a curated record.
CCAUCGCGGCUUUUUUUUUUUUUGGGCUGCUUGGGGCGGCCAAAACCCUGGAGCCGGCCCUGUGCAGAAGGCUGUGAGCUGAGUCACUCCUACUCACUUGGCUUUCCAGACCUUUCGGGUAGUUCAGCAAUAGGAACGGAAUAAGGGAUGAAGAUUUGACAAGUGGCUCUUCAGCAUCUCCCCUUUGGGGACAGCGAUCUCUGGUAAAUCCUGGAUGUAAAAGCAAGAUGGCUGAAGAGCAGCAGAAGCGUAGAUGGGGCACAAGGCUGUGACUCCAGUGUUGGAGCACCUGAGUCCUCACAAGCUGGGCCAGGGGAGGGGGUGCAGGCCUGGGGUGCUGGGCUGAUUGGGAAGCCAGCGGCAGUGGCUGUGGGGCUGGAGUUGGGGCUCCCCCUCACCUUUGAGUCUCUGCCACUCUGGGCUGGGGCCUGGGGCAGCGAGACGGGAGGCAGAGGCAGUUGGCACAUCAGCCCGGGGCCAGAAGGAGGCGCUGCAGGCCAGUGCCCGUCAUGAGAGCGCAGCUGAGAUAUGGCGGGUGCUGCUGGUGUGAGCACCCCAGGCGAGUGCCAGGGGCCGGGCAGCCCUGCUCCCCACAGACAGCCAAUGGCACUGCCUUAUCCAUCUCACUCCUGGGGGGUUCCAGCCUGUCCAAUCCCAGCCCCCUGUGCCCUGGGGCCCCCUCUGAUGCCCACCUUGCAACAAGCAUCCCCAGCCAGGGCCUGUCCCCGCUGCCUGCUGAGGGGACGGGGCUCUGCGUGCAGGUUUGGGUCAAGUCACAAGGAGGGCCAUGCCCCCGGGCAGAGGGAUGGUCCACAGGCCAGAGUUAGGGACAUGUUGCCCCAAAAGAGCCCAGUGGGCCACUGAUCUGGCUGCGAGAGGAGAUAGGCAUUUUAUCUGCUGGGAUGCUGCCCUGCUCCACUGGAAGGAUGAAUUUGAAAAUGAUUUGGGGUUGGGAACGGGGCUCCUGGGAAGGAAAGGGGCAGAGCUGGCAGCUCAGACCUCUCCUCCAUCAUAGGAAGGGUUGGUCUAAGCCCCCUCCCUGCCCAACGCCCAAGGAGACAAUUCCAAAAUGCUUGAGCGGAGCUUGCCAUUUCUGCCAAACUGGGGGUACAGGACAGGCCAUGGGGUCUUAACCAAUCAGGGGUGUAGCCCCCACCCCCAUGCAGAGUCCAGAUUCUCCCCUGUUCCUGGUAUGAAGGGGCAGCAGCCCUCGGGAUGAGGCCAGAGAUAGUCACCCGGGUCAGCUCUGCUCGUGGGGUGGAGCGUGCAGGAAAUGCUUUGGUUUUGGCAACAUGCCGGUUUCAGAGAGACCAUAAAUCCUGAAGCCAGCCUGGAGCCAGCCCUGCCCGGCUGUUACAAAAGCAAAGCAUGUAACACAGCGAGAGCUGGAGGCUCCCCAAGAGUUUGGUGAAAGGAACUUAGGACCUUAAAAGAGGAAGGGAAGGGGGAUGGGAAGAGGGGAAAACACCUAAUGUCCUAAACAGCAGGAGAGAAGGCAGCAGAGGCGGGCCGGAAAUGUGGGGAUGGGAGCAGAGGCCUGAGGGAGAAGUGGCAUUUGCUGAGUGUGGGAGUUAGGGCUGGAAAAGGACAAUUUACUAACAAGGCAAACUGAGUGACAGCCGAGCCGGACACUUCAACCUCUCUAACCACUCAGUGACAGACUUGAAGGUGGCAAUUUUGCAACCAAAAAACAGACUCCAAAGAGAGACGGCUGAACUCGAAUUAAUAUGCACAUUAGAUACAAUUAAACAGAGACUGGGAAUGGUUGGGUCAUUACACUAAUUGAAUCUAUUUCCCCAUGUUAAAAUAUCCUCACACCGUCUAUGGGUCAUCUCGAUUAUCACGUCAAAGGUUUUUUUUCUCCUGCUGAUGACAGCUCAUCUCAAGUGAUUGGCCUCUUACCGUUGGUCUGGCUACUCCCACCUUUUCAAGUUCUCUGUAUGUAUCAAUAUCUUCUGUCUGUGUGUUCCAUUCUAUGCAUCUGAAGAAGUGGGCUGUAGCCCACGAAAGCUUAUGCCCAAAUAAAUGUGUUUAGUCUCUAAGGUGCCCCAAGUCCUCCUGUUCUUUUAGCUGAGCUUGGGUUUGCACCUGAGCCUGUGAGUGGAGUCAGAGAAUCCUGGGCUUCUCUAUCUUUCUGCACCAAAUCCAGCUCAGACCCCGGGCGGGGGGGUAUGCCCGGGGGAAGGAGAUUUUUGAGGGGAUGAGACACUGUUGGUCUCUGACCCGGUCUGGCCAUCAUCAGAACCUGCCUACAGCACAUCUGUGAUUGGUGCAUCCAACCCUCAGAAUGUGGGGAAGGGGAGUGGGAUUUGCUGAUUUGCUCUGGGCUCAUUUCAGAACAUGCGUGAGCUCUGGAGGGAAAGCGCUGUCUCUCCAUGUAUGUUUGUUCAGUGCCCGUCACCUGGGUGCCGCUACAGAAUAUAAACCCUAUUUCUAAAGGCCUCCUGCGGCCCCAUGCCCCUCCCAGCAGCCCCCUGUUUAUUGCAGAUCGCCUCAGCAUGGUGCUUGACAAACAAACGAGCAAAGACAGAGUCCCUAGCCCCCAUGGGCCCAGUCUUCUUCCCGCUGGGUUGUACCACCAGUGAGGAGUUCAUUCCAAGAGGGCUUGUCGCACAGUAGGGUGCCACACACCCAGUGGGGGAACUCCCUGCUGUGUUGAGAGGCUGGAAUAGGGAAUAGCUUUGGGGACCCAGCACCAGAGCCGUCAAACACUGAAUGAAGGAGUCAGCAGAGCAGGUGUGAGAGACAAAUCCAGACUGAUCAGCCCAAACAACAGCUCUGGGGAUGUAACCAAGUAAAUCACCAUGCAGGGGAAUCGUGCGAAGCAAGACAGAGGGAAGCCCAAAGGGGGGACGUCUGGGACACGGCAGCAGAGAAGUGGACUGUAGCCAGGGAGGGAUUGGGUUACAGCAUCUGGCAAGAAGCCCCUAGCAGACCAUCUCUCGUCUGCAACGUCUCUGCUUUGUUGUCCAGAGCAUUUUGCUUUCCCUGUUGUUUGGAGUCUAUGCUUGUGUUUUCUAAAACAACUCCAAAGCCCCAAGGACCAUGGAGCUGGGAGCAGCCUCUGUAACCCGCCUCCCGAAGAGCUGGCCAGGAAGUGAGUGCUGUGUGGAGACCUAAAGCGCCGCUUAAGAAGCGGAGCCUGUGAAUGGUCUGGAGACGGAGAAGAAGCCUUUUAUGGUUGAUGGCAAACCUCAAGCAUCUUCCCACCACAUCUCCCUCCUCUAGCCCUGCACCUCCCCACAAACAGACCCAGCUCUCCUGGAAUAACGCGUCCAGCAGCAAACUGACUGCAGCAGGCGCCCCCAUUCUGUGAGGCUUCAGGAGCCAGCUCUGCAGCGAUAGCAACAUGAACCUGAGAACUGUCCUCAUCCUCUUGGUCCUGGCGCUAGCCACGAUCUUCGCUUUGGUUUGUGUGUUGCUGACGAGAGGAGCGAAACCAGCCAGCUGUGAGCCGCAGACCCUGAGCAGCCAGGGGGGAAAGCACAGUGAUCAGAGCCUGGUCUUCGCUGAUCUGACGCCGGAAGAAAUGGGGCAAGUGGUGAUGUAUCUUCAGGAAAACCUUGGGGUGCCAUUGGUAGAUGCCUCUCAAGCAAACCCUUCUGAUAACUGCAUUUAUUACAUUGAUGUGCAGAUCCCCACCAAGGCAGAGGUGCUGGGGUUCUUGGAUCGUGGGGGCAGGCGACCCCCGCGGCAGGCGCUGGCUGUGGUGUAUUUUGGAAACCAACCAGAUCCGAAUGUCACGGAGUACGUGGUGGGUCCCCUGCCCAAGCCGACGACUCACAGGGAUGUCACAGUGCGGAAGUACGGAGGGAAGCUGCCGUAUCACCGCAGACCGGUGACUGAGAAGGAAUACAAGGAUAUUGACCGCUUUGUCUACCAGGAGUUCGCCAAAGCACCCGGCUUGCUCAGAGAGUGCUGUGAUUAUGAUGAGACCAAUUUUGCUACCCUCACCACAGUUCCUCGGGGGUUCCAGUCAGGAGAUCGUGCCACCUGGUUUGUUCUGUUCCAGAACGUGCAUGGCAGCGGCUACUAUCUGCACCCAGUGGGGCUGGAGGUGCUGGUUAAUCACAGCAGCCUGAACGUCUCCCAGUGGAGGAUAAGCCAAGUGUUCUAUAAUGGCCAGUACUAUGGAGACAUGGAGCAGCUGGAGACCGAGUUCAUACAAGGCCGCGUGAAAGAUGUAAAAGUUAAGAAAGUCCGACCUGACGAGGAAUUUGGCUCCAUGAGGCCCAGAGCAGCCCACGUGGCACCAGGCCCUUUGCAAUAUGAGCCCUGUGAACCCCGCUACAGCAUCCAAAACAAUCACGUCAUCUUCCAGUCCUGGAGUUUCGCCUUUGGGAUGGAUGUGAACACAGGACCACGUCUCUUUGACAUCAAGUUCAAUGGAGAGAGGAUUGUCUAUGAGCUGAGUCUCCAAGAAGCCCUUGCUGUCUACGGCUCUAAUUGUCCCGGCGGGAUGGUGACUAGAUAUAUGGAUGGGAGCUUUGGCAUUGGCAAGUUUGCUUUUGAGCUGGUCAGAGGUGUUGAUUGCCCCUACACAGCCACCUAUGUGGAUAGACACUAUCUAGCUGAAUCAGAGACCCCUAAAGUUAAUAAAAACUCCUUAUGUAUUUUCGAGCAGGACACUUCAGUCCCGCUGAGGCGCCAUUACUCCAACUUGCAGUCCCUGUACUAUGGCGGGCUGACUAAAUAUGCCCUUGUUCUUAGGGCCAUUUCAACUCUCAUAAACUAUGACUACGUCUGGGACUUCAUCUUCUACCAGAACGGAGCGAUUGAAGUAAAAAUCCACGCCACUGGCUAUAUUAGCUCGUCCUUUCUCUAUGGCACAGGCACUGAACAUGGCAAUCGGGUUGGGGAACACACCCUAGGGACAAUGCACAACCAUCUCAUCAAUUAUAAAGUGGACUUGGAUGUUGGAGGAACAAAGAAUUCUCUGGUGGCUCAUGACAUGACAUUCGAUACCGUGCAGGCUCCUUGGAGUCCAGAGCACCAGAUACAGAGGCCACGGCUCACCAGGAAAGUCCUGGACACUGAGGACAAGGCCGUGUUCCCACUUCACUCCAAGAUUCCCAGAUACAUCCACUUCACCACCAACGUUGAAAAUAAGUGGUGCCACCAGCGUGGCUACAGGAUCCAGAUAGUCAGCUUUGCUGGGGACCAUCUGCCAGAAGCCAGUUCCAUGGAGCGGUCCAUCAGCUGGGGGAGGUACAAACUGGCCGUCACCAAACGGAAAGAGGAGGAGCCGACCAGCACCAGCAUCUACAACCAGAACGACCCCUGGACGCCCACCGUGGCCUUCGCUGACUUCAUAGACAAUGAGACCAUCGUAAAUGAGGACCUGGUUGCCUGGAUUUCUGUUGGCUUCCUGCACAUCCCGCAUACUGAGGAUAUUCCUAACACAGUGACUGUGGGGAACGGAGUCGGCUUUUUCCUGAGACCCUACAACUAUUUCGAUGAAGACCCCUCUGUUCACUCACCUGACGGCAUCUAUUUCAGAAGUGACCAGGACCCCAGCAUGUGUGAAGUGAACCAUAUUGCCUGCCUGUCAAAGACCGCCUCUUGCUCACCAUCCCUCCCCCCGUUCACCUACAACGGCUUCCAGAACCAGACAGGUCCCUGAGCCACUGACUGCAGGGCCUUGUAAGCGUGCUGGUGAUCGACUGUUCAUUGGGCCACGUGCUCAGGUGUCCAUCGAAAGCAGCCGUCAGCCCUGGCUCACUGAUACCUGUAGAUGGUUUAUACAGGGCCAUCCUUAGGCAUACGCAGCUGCGUAGGGCACCAUGGAAUUUGGGGCACCAAAUUGCCCCAAAUUUCAUGGUGCCUUAGGCAGCUGGGUGCUGCAUACGCGACAGCACUAGCCCUGGUGACCAGCCCUAUCCCUCGGCCGGACCCCCUGCAAGGGGCAGGGCCGUCCCUAGGCGGGUGUGGGGCCCCGACAACUCCCUCUGCCCUGCCUCUUACCCUUCCCCCUGCUCCGGGCACGCCCCCAUUCCACCUCUUUGCCCAGCGACCCUGCACUCACUGUCAGCGGCGGGAAGUGUCGCAACCUGGCCCCAGCCCGCUCUACUCCAGCAGCUCCCAGCCGCGGCGCUCCGCUUCCCGCCGCUGCUGGUGAGUGGGGGGAUCCCUUCCCCCAAGCCCCCUCCCCCAAGCGACACGGCUGGGGCCAAGACGAGGGAAGUGGACCGGGCUGCUCCCAGCGCCCUGCUAAUCCCCCAGACCACUCUGGGCCUGCGGGGCCCCCCAAAGUGGCCCCCCACAGCUUCUGCCUCCCAGACCCUGGGGGGGGAGGCCUGGGGCCCCACACAGUCCCCCCCACUCCCCGCGGGGUGGCUAUGUAAGGCACCCAAAUGGCUAGGGACGGCCCUGGGUUUAUAUUUAGCUGAACAGUCACACUGCUUACGGUGAAAGAGGGUGCUCUCUCUCUGAUCAAACAUCAUUGGUGUACUCUGCUGCUGGACUGAAAUCAAAAAAAUGCACAAGUCCUAGGCAAAGCACUGAGAUCAGACCAGGAGAAAUCUUGCACUACCCAGCGCUGAACUAGAUGAGACCCCUGCAGCAUGUCUUAUUUCGCCUCACGUUUUUUUCCUGUGAUCCCCUGGUCACGAAGUACAUUUCGGGCUGGAUUUUCAAAGGAGCUCAGCUCCCAUUUAGGCACUUAAAUGGGCCAGUCAGAAGUUGUGUAGGUGGGAGCUGAAUUCCUUUGAGAAUUUGGCCCUUCAAGUGCAGUUCUGCAAAGUGAUUCUAUCUUGGGAUUUCUCAGCAUGCAGGUGACUGAAGCUGCUGCAUAUCCUGUAUAAUGCAGCCCACAGAAUUGUGCAGGGCGGCACAUGGCUGGUCUCAUCUCUAAGGCCACGGGGAUUGAGAUGGCGCAGUGCAUGCUGGAAUCUGUCAGCAAAACAAGUUGUACCUCUGUAUGAAAGAGGAGAGGUGGCUGCAGUCUGCUCCAUUGAAUGCCAAGUAGGUGCAUCGGUCAGGUUCCUGGCGUGUUGUCAGCAGGGCCCUCAAUUGGACAAAGUUUGAAAUACCUCAUGUUUAAUUAAAGUUUUCCCAGGUCCCUUUUGAUUCAACAGAUACCUAGUGACCUGGUGCAGAGUUGCAGUUUAUCUAAGAGUGUAUAUAAGAAAAUUAGACACAGAAGCUCUGCACACUCACUAGACGUGACCUGACGUAGCUUCAAGUAAAACAUUCACUAGCAAGCGUCUGUCGUCUUCUCACAGGCCUACCCAGGAGCUCAGGGUGGAUGUGCAUUCAAGACCAAUUUUUAUUUCCUGUAACAUUUCUGUAUUGCCACAAGCUCCGAAUCCUCAUUGGCUUAGAUGUAUGUCAGUCAAAAUAUUACAGCUGUUAGUACAUUCACAUCUACACCUCUACCUCAAUAGAACGCUGUCCUCGGGAGCCAAAAAAUCUUAGCGCGUUAUAGGUGAAACUGCGUUAUAUCGAACUUGCUUUGACCCACCGGAGUGCGCAGCCCCGCCCCCCUGGGAGCACUGCUUUACCGCGUUAUAUCCGAAUUCGUGUUCUAUCGGGGUUGAGGUGUAGUCAAUAGUUACACAUAUGUCACGUUAUAAAACACAGGAAAAGAUGUGCUAUUAAUACUGAACCUAAUAAAAGGUAAGUGACAGCAGUGUCAUUUGGAAAAGCCUGGUUUUUAAAAGUGCGAAUGGCUUUAGAAAUGUCUUGCUUUUGUCUCCUGUUUUCUGUUGCUGUAAGACAGGGGCUCUCCACCUUUCCAGACGACUG